Cyprinus carpio (common carp) is the source of this 3700-nucleotide messenger RNA. RefSeq names its product ras GTPase-activating protein 4-like. The record is from RefSeq and is a predicted model, not a curated record. The transcript has 22 exons. Gene Ontology annotation, molecular function: GTPase activator activity; phospholipid binding. NCBI's taxonomy places the organism in Eukaryota, Metazoa, Chordata, Actinopteri, Cypriniformes, Cyprinidae. Gene Ontology annotation, biological process: regulation of GTPase activity; cellular response to calcium ion; negative regulation of Ras protein signal transduction. Bases 433 to 2964 code for a protein of 843 amino acids.
ACACGGAGAAUUAAUUUCACUCGUCGCGUCACACCACACCUCGUCCCCACUUGACGCGACGCGACAAAAGUACAGAAUUCAACAACGCCGUCUAUAACCGCGUCCUUGUCUUGCAGUUUCUGACCAGCUGUGUUGAUUCUAAAGGGAGCGUUGUAGUUUUGUCACGUCGCGUCUGUUCUCUCUUCAAGUGUGUGAUCCAGUCAGUCACUCCUCCUACAAACAACCCGCAGAAAUCAAACCCACCCGUGUCUAACGCGUGGAUUGUGUAGACGACCGCUGGACCGAUCGGCGGUGUUGCUUCUCAGUGCAGCGUUUAUUAUGACAAGCUGUACAGAUAGAACAGCUUAUUUAUCAUUGUGUAGUUCUUAUAAACAUGCGUGUUACUGAAGGAAUAAGAAGUGUCGGCGCGUGAUAUAUUCUCUGAAUGACAGCAUGGCUAAACGAAGCACACUAUUCAUCAAAAUUGUGGAAGGAAAGAACCUGCCAAUCAAGGACAUGUGGCAUGAGGAUGAUAGUAUGUGGUUCCUCUGCCAAGUUACAGUGCUGUUUGAUGUAGCACCUGAUUCUGACAGCCACAGGUUUCCCCAUUACUCUGAUAACAACAGAACUGGAAGCAGUGAUCCAUACUGCAUCGUCAAAAUUGAUAAUGAGGCAAUAAUUCGGACAGCAACAAUAUGGAAGACAUUGUCUCCAUUUUGGGGUGAAGAAUACACUGUCCAUCUUCCUCCCUACUUUCGUACAGUGUCUUUUUAUGUGCUGGAUGAGGACUCUCUCAGCCGAGAUGAUGUCAUCGGGAAGGUGUCAAUCACUAAGGAGGUUCUCACUGCUAAACCUCAAGGUGUAGAUGGAUGGAUGAGCCUAACAGAGAUUGACCCAGAUGAGGAGGUGCAAGGGGAGAUUCACCUCCAGAUUUCAGUUCUGGGAGAUGGAGAUAUUCCAAGAAAACUGUGCUGCCAAGUCCUAGAGGCAAGAGAUCUUGCAAAAAAGGACCGCAACGGGGCUUCUGAUCCUUUUGUUAGAGUGAGAUACAAUGGCAAAACCUAUGAGAGCACAGUGGUUAAAAAGUCCUGUUACCCACGGUGGAACGAGAGUUUUGAGUUUGAGCUGGACGAGACGCUAGCUGACACUGGAUUAUUGAGUGUGGAAGUGUGGGACUGGGAUCUGGUCAGCAGAAACGACUUUCUGGGAAAGGUCCUGUUCAACAUCAACAAGCUUCAGUCUGCCCAGCAAGAGGAGGGCUGGUUUCGCCUGGGGCCUGACAAAUCCAAACACAGUGAAUAUGAAGGAACUCUGGGUUCUCUGCGGCUGCAGCUACGGCUUCGAGAUGAGGUUGUGUUGCCAUCCAGCCAUUACAAGCCAGUCACAGAGCUACUCAGCCAGUCGGUCGGCUCUCAGCUCAACGGCAACUGGCCUGAUUUUAUCAUGCUGAUUGAUGAGACCACUACAGCCGAGAGCAGACAGGAAGUAGCUAAUAAUCUGGUGAAGCUGUUUUUGGGUCAAGGACUUGUCAAGGAGUUCUUGGAUGUUCUUUUCAAGCUGGAGCUGGAAAAGACUACUGAACCCAACACACUGUUCCGCAGUAAUUCAUUAGCAUCCAAGUCUAUGGAAUCAUUUUUGAAGGUGGCUGGGAUGCAAUAUUUGCACAGGCUUCUGGGCCCGAUAAUAAACCGAAUCUUUGAAGAAAAGAAAUAUGUAGAACUGGACCCAAGUAAAGUAGAACUGAAAGAGGCAGGGUGUGCAGGUUUGCACCGUCAGCAGACUGAGUCUGAUAUUAUUCAGCAGAGCUCGAGCCUCCUGCAGUCGUAUCUUUCUGAGCUGCUCACCUCCAUCCUGCAGUCGGCCUCCUAUUGCCCCCUGCUUAUCUGCCAGGUUUUCCAUCAGCUCUACCUCAGAGUGCAAGAAUGCUUCCCUGACCCAGAGUACCGGAAGGUGAAGUUCAUUGCUGUGACCAGCUUCCUGUGCCUGCGGUUCAUCUCACCUGCCAUCAUGUCUCCAAAACUAUUUCACCUGCGAGAGAAACAUGCUGACGCCCGUACAAGCCGCACACUUCUGCUACUUGCCAAAGCCGUGCAGACCAUUGGGAAUAUGGACACUCUCGCAUGUUGCUCUAAAGAGCCAUGGAUGGUCUGCUUGCAGUCAGCCAUACAGCAAGGCAUCACACAGCUCAAAGACUUCAUCACCAAACUGGUCAACUGCCAUGAGCCAGAGGAUCUUGAACUUCAGACACGAAUGAGCCUCCAGUGUGGCACUAUGGAGAAAGAGGGCUUCCUUUUCCUCCACAGGACCAAGGACAAGUGCAUGCCCAUGACAUCACCCUUUAAGAAGUACUAUGUCACGCUCAGUAAAGACACUCUGUCGUACUCGCGGACACAACACUCUAAAAAGAGCUUGUUUAUUUCGCUGCCAAAGAUCCGGGCGGUAGAGAAGGUGGAGGAGAAAUGCUUCGGCAGUGCCAACGUCAUGCAGAUUAUCUCAAGUGAAGACUCUGGCCAGCAGGAGACCCUGUACCUCGACUGCAAAAGUGUAAAUGAGUUGAAUCACUGGCUGUCUGCUUUGAGGAAAGCCUGCAGCCACAACACAAACACUAUGAGCUGCUACCAUCCUGGCAUCUAUAAAGCAGACAGAUGGAGCUGCUGCCAUCAGAAGGAGAAAUCAGACCCAGGCUGUGAUAAAACCAGGCAUGGAGUGACUCUGCAGGAGUGGUACGACCCACUGGACCCAGACCUGGAGGCUCAGCUCAUCUACCAACAUCUCUGUAGUGUUCAGCACGCUAUGCGAGAUAAGUAUUAUAAGUUGAGAGAGCAGCAGGGGGUUCAGGAGGCAGACUCAGUAAGAGACCAGAAGAAAGUAGAUGGACUAUCAAAGCUCUUCAGUAUUCUCCAAGACCUACAUGAUGCACAUGCCGCAGUGGAGGAGGAGGAAAGAUCGAAGAAUAAAAAUCUUUUCUUGGAAUUACAAACGUAAACAAAAGGACUUUUGUCUUUAACUGGUUGCAUUUCAUAAUUCACAGUGUUAUUCAGUCACUGAGCUUCAAACCUGCAAUUAUUUCACACAUAGAUCAGAAAAGAAAUACUGUACAGUAAGUUUGAUUUGUUCUUGUACUCUUGAACUUUUGAAUCAGUGCACAGAUGGAUAUUUAGAGGGCUGUGAUUACAGUCCCUUUAUUAAAGUAUAGUUGUGGUGUGUUUGCUGUGCAUUUGGUAUCAAGGUAAGGACAGUGUUAUCUUACUGCAAUGAUUCAAGUGGGUUGCUAACUCAAAACCUUCUGCAGCUUUUACAUGCAUUCAAACAAAUUGGUUUUAGCUGUAAUGCUUUUCGACAUUAACUUCAACUAAUCAGCAUUAUUCAUUUAAUGUGCUUUUGACUUUAAAAAGCACUGUGGAUAUGCAUGUCAGCUCUUCCACUGUGUAAUCUUUCUUUAAAUCAGUGUUAUUAAUAUGUUUAAAUAGAUUUGAAAGAUGAAACUGAAAGAUAUAAAGCUGCCAUUCCUGCUGUCUCAAUGACUUGUAUCUAUGUCAUAUUUUGUUGUUAUGUCUUCUUAUGAUUUAAACUAUAAACUGUGUAUUUUUGUCUGUAUUUCUCCACUAGGUGGCAUUACAGUGUUUCUUAUUCAUAAGCUGAAUUCAGGCCUCAUUCGCAGUACAGCAGUGCUUGUAAACACAAAACUCUUUAAAUUCCAGUUCCACAAAAUUAUCAAGAA